This is a messenger RNA of Myzus persicae (green peach aphid), 886 nucleotides long. RefSeq lists its product as uncharacterized. The transcript has 2 exons. Lineage: Eukaryota; Metazoa; Arthropoda; Insecta; Hemiptera; Aphididae. The record is from RefSeq and is a predicted model, not a curated record. Bases 1 to 840 code for a protein of 279 amino acids.
AUGGCCAACGGAGUUUUUACAUCAAUAUUUGCUGAAAUCACAGGAAGAACAUGGGGAGAGGUUAAAGAAGCAAAAAAAGAAAAAAAAAUUGGAGAUAAGAUUUAUAAAGAAAAUCAAGGACUUUGUCAAUCACUUAGAGACUUCUAUCAACAAAAAAUAUUUAAAAAACAAGCUGAGCAGUUUUUUAAAACUGAAGAAGGAAAAGGUCUAAAAACCCGAGUAAAUGCUGGUAAAAAAAAAAGACGUAAAAAACAACCUAGAACCCAUAAUUGUUUAGACUCAGUGGAUUAUAAUGCAUUUUUAACAUAUUAUUACAAAAAUAAAAACAUCAAAAAGCCGAUCAAAUUAGAAUGUGAUUUACUUAAGCCUAAAUUAUCAUUUGUAUCUGAUGCUCUGUGCAAAACAAUUGGAAGAUAUUUUAUUCAAUUCGGUAUUAAAGUGUAUUAUAAUUUUUUUAAAUAUUUAUUUGGUAUAGGAAAAAAAGCAAAAAGAGGUUUUUUGUCAAGAAAAUUAACUGGUAAAAUGAAAAGUCUUGUUAAAAAAUAUGAGGCGGUUAAGGAGGAAGAAAAGAAAAAGCAAGAGUUAAAAAUUCAAAAUUUGAUUGAUAGUUAUUAUAAGCUGGGUUGCCGUAAGAUUAUUCCACAUUAUAAUGAGUUUUACAUAUUUUAUAAUAAUUAUUCAAAGUCUAAGGAAAAUGAAGGUUUUGUUAAAUCCGCAACUUGUGAUUAUUUUGUACGCAUAACUAGGGUAGACACAGAGCAUACAAUAAAUGAGGAGUUAACAAAGAAACCAUCUACAUUUUUGAAAAGGGUUCAUUUGAAAAAAAAAUUACCUAAGUAACGAUAUAGGAACAUAUUUUUUUCAAUUGCAUCUUAUAUCUAUUAUA